Messenger RNA from Hyla sarda, 2374 nucleotides. Its product is annotated as catalase. Gene Ontology annotation, cellular component: peroxisome; cytoplasm; mitochondrion. The transcript has 13 exons. Gene Ontology annotation, biological process: hydrogen peroxide catabolic process; response to hydrogen peroxide. Lineage: Eukaryota; Metazoa; Chordata; Amphibia; Anura; Hylidae. The record is from RefSeq and is a predicted model, not a curated record. The coding region runs from base 163 to 1749 and encodes 528 amino acids. Gene Ontology annotation, molecular function: heme binding; catalase activity.
UCCCUCAGCCAUCCCAUGUGACAACACGUCUCCACCAAUCACCGCCUACAACUCCCAGCGCUCCUGUCCAAUCGGCGCUCGUCCUAACGGAGAGGGCGGGGCGUCCCCUCUGCUCGUUAUAAAAUUCUGCUGCUUGCGCGUCGCCUGCACUGCGGGGGCAACAUGGCGGACAAGAGGGAGAAGUGUCAUGACCAGAUGAAGCUGUGGAAGGAGAGUCGGGGCAACCAGAAAUCGGAUGUCCUGACAACGGGCGGUGGGAAUCCUGUAGCCGACAAGCUGAACAUUCUGACUGUCGGACCCCGCGGACCGCUGCUGGUUCAGGAUGUGGUCUUCACAGAUGAAAUGGCGCACUUCGACCGGGAGAGGAUUCCAGAGAGGGUGGUGCACGCUAAGGGAGCAGGGGCCUUUGGCUAUUUUGAGGUAACACAUGACAUCACAAGAUAUAGCAAGGCCAAGGUGUUUGAGUACAUUGGAAAGAGGACCCCGAUCGCCGUUCGUUUCUCUACUGUCGCUGGAGAAGCCGGCUCAGCCGACACCGUGCGGGACCCCCGUGGGUUUGCCGUAAAGUUCUACACAGAGGAUGGAAAUUGGGAUUUGACUGGAAACAACACCCCCAUUUUUUUCAUCCGUGAUGCCAUUUUGUUCCCUUCCUUCAUCCACUCUCAGAAGAGAAACCCCCAGACUCACAUGAAAGACCCCGACAUGGUCUGGGAUUUCUGGGCAUUGCGUCCUGAAUCUCUCCAUCAGGUCUCGUUCCUGUUCUCUGACCGAGGGAUCCCUGAUGGUCACCGUCACAUGAACGGCUACGGCUCUCACACCUUCAAACUGAUCAAUGCCAAAAAUGAGCCGGUCUAUUGUAAAUUUCACUACAAGACCGAUCAAGGCAUUAGAAAUCUGACCGUGGAGGAAGCCCAACGCUUGUCUGCUGAAGAUCCAGACUAUGGAAUCCAUGACCUGUAUGAAGCCAUUGCCAAUGGAAACUACCCGUCCUGGACCUUCUAUAUCCAGGUCAUGACCUUCGAACAAGCCGAGAGAUUCCAGUUUAAUCCUUUUGACUUGACUAAGAUCUGGCCUCACAAAGACUACCCCCUCAUCCCUGUGGGUAAGAUGGUUCUUAACCGUAACCCGACCAACUACUUUGCAGAAGUGGAGCAGAUCGCUUUCGAUCCAAGUAACAUGCCUCCUGGGAUUGAGCCGAGCCCAGAUAAAAUGUUGCAGGGGCGUCUCUUCUCAUACCCAGACACACACAGGCACCGUUUGGGCACCAAUUAUCUGCAGUUACCUGUGAACUGCCCUUACAAGGCACGUGUGUCCAACUACCAACGGGAUGGACCUAUGUGCUUCAAUGACAACCAGGGAGGAGCCCCAAAUUAUUACCCGAACAGCUUUUCUGCUCCUGAAGUUCAGCCUUCUGCCCGGGAGAGCCGGUUCCAUGUGUCUGCAGAUGUGGCGCGCUACAACAGCUCGGAUGAUGACAAUGUCUCUCAGGUGCGGGACUUUUACACCAAAGUGUUGAGCGAAGAAGAACGCCAGAGGCUGUGUGAGAACAUCGCCGGACACUUGAAGGAAGCUCAGCUGUUCAUCCAAAAUAGAGUCGUGAAAAACUUCUCUGACGUUCACCCUGAUUAUGGCUCCCGUAUCAAGGCCCUGCUGGACAAGUACAACGCACAAGGUCGCAGUAAGAAACCAGUGAAGACCUACAUCCAACAUUCCGCCAACCUGACGGCAAAGGACAAGUCCAACCUGUAGACGCCGUCUUCCUCAGGAUGAUCCGUCCACCAGAUCUCGCCUUCCUGUUUUUUUUUUUUAAUUGUAGCAUUUUUGCUUUAAUUCAGACCAUAUGGAAUGUACUACGAUUCUUGGCCUCUUCGUCCUGACUAAUUCUAUUCUUAAAGCCGAUUUAUACGUUAGGGAAACUAAUAUGCACUUAAGCCAAUGAUCACACAAUAAGAAGAUAAUACAUUUCGGGCGGUCGUCGAUUAGUAUAGCCUGUGAAUCAGUUUGGUUGGAAACGCUUACAGAUUCGGUGAUCGGCAUGCUGCAGGAUUUGUAGUUUUAUACAACUAACCUUUAUUACUAAGCACCUGGAAUCGUCUGCGUCGUUUGCCUUUAGGUCUCGAUAAUUCUGGUUUGAUAUGGCGCUAUUGCAGUGUUUCCCAACCAGGGUGCCUCCAGCUGUUGCAGAACCACAACUCCCAGCAUGCCCGGACAGCCUUCGGCUGUCCGGGCAUGCUGGGAGUUAUAGUUUUGCAUCAAGUUGGGAAACAUGUAGCCAGUAUGGUAGUCUUCCAUCUAAUGUUGGGGUUGUCUGUAAUUGAAAAGGCAAUGUCAAAUGUUAAUUAUAUAAUUGUGUUUUUACAAUAAACCCAUAUGC